Molecule: messenger RNA, 2466 nt
Organism: Paraglomus brasilianum
Lineage: Eukaryota; Fungi; Glomeromycota; Glomeromycetes; Paraglomerales; Paraglomeraceae
Source: the annotation of a GenBank genome assembly
AUGAGAGAAUUACUACUAGUACGCAAACUCGAAGAAGAAAAUGCAAAGAGAAAACAAACCGGCGACACAAUAAAAGAUACUUCAGCUUCUGGAGGUCUGUCUUCGCAAAGCCAUAGUUGCGAACCUACAAAAGAAGACCUUUACAGUUGCAAGGACAUAGCCAACUCAAGUAGUCCCGCAACAGAUGCAAACAGCCAAAAUCCACCGUCCUCUAACGAAAGCCAAGAGAUAUUGGCACCUGAAAUAGAAAAUUUUGUUGAUAAUAAAGAGCACCUACUUGAAGAGAAUGCCUAUGUAGAGAAUACCAACUUGGACGAAAACCAAAUUCCAAAUUCUAUGGAAAAUACACACACAACAUUAGAUUCAUCUAUAAACAAUUUCCCAGAAAUAUCAGAGGAAGAAAGAAGGCAACAAGAAGAAUCUGCAUUGGAACUGAAGACGAGACGCGAGAGUUUAAAAGAGUUUUUCAGACAGCAACAGCCUUACGUAAGAGAAACUACGGAUACUUGCAAAAGAGCGCUAUCCGAAGCUGAAUAUGCCAUUCCUAUUUCAACAGGGACUGUAUUAUUAGAUGCGGAUAAGGCUAUUGGAAGUCAAGAACCCGCAGGAAAACUUCCAUAUUUGGAGGAGGAAAAUACGAUAAAUGGUGCAUCGGAUGAAGCAGAAUCCGUUGCAAAACUACCCACCGCUGAAGAUGAACCGAAAACGACGAAUAUGGAGAAUAAAAAUUUAUCUGCUCCACCUUUAGCAGAACUAAGUCCCGAUGAAAAAAGGCAGAAAGCUGCUGCUUCUCGAGCUAUGCAGAAGAAAAGUCUUAGAGAGAUGAUGAAACAGAAGCGACGCCAAGUCACUACUGAACAUAAGGAAGAGAGUGAUGGCAGUAUAAUCAUUAUAACACCAAAUACGAAGAAUACUGAAACCAAUUUACAAGCUACAGGGGAUAUUCAAACCAACGCAGGCGUCGCGGAUGCAGAUUCAGACGGAUCAGUUGACUUAGAUGCACUAAUUGCACAGGGCAGUGAUUUGGAUUCAAGCGGUAUUAAUUUGGAGAUUGAUGGCGUGAAUGAUGACGAUGAUGACUUCUGGAAAGUUGAUUCUUCGGAGCUUGAGAAACACUUGACACCAUCCACCUCUCCGCUACGUCAGCUGUCUCCUGAUCCGCAAAAUGUGCCUGCUAUGGCACUAUUUCAAAGAUCGAGACCUGAAGUUAUUGAAGAAGAGGAGGAUCUAAGCGAUACCAUCCUUGCAGUUGACGACCAAGAAGUCGACGAUCUUUGGGAUUCAUCGGCGGAUACACAUAACUAUGAAUUGGAGUCAAAAGAAGAAGACGAAUUUGACAGGUCUUUGGACACACAAAUAACACCGGUACUAAAACCCAUAUCGUCUCCAUCUCCGUCUCCGUCUCCACGUCCAUCUUUAAGUGGGGGUAAAUCAGGAAUUCCUACAGGACUACCGAGACCCGGUUUCGCACCACAUUUCGGCGGGUUUCCUCUAUCACCUAAUUCAUCGAGAGCUUCGUCGAAUGCUGACCCUGAUGAAUUCGAGACACUGUCAAACGGUUCUCACACGUCCGUCAGAUCGACCAGCAGCUCAAAGUCUGGUGCGUCAAGCAUCCGCAGGCCUUCAACAACAAUGGGUAUUCGUGCUCCUAGCAGAAUUGGUUCUCACGGUGCCAUUUCACCCUCAAGAAUAGGUUCACCGAAUUAUUCUGGCAUAGCGACGCCUAGUCGAUCUCGUUCAAUGAGUAUAGUGAGUAACAGUUCAGCUGAAGAGAGCACUACCUCCUCAGCUGGUGGGGCACACUCACCAAUACGAAUUGCCUCACCGACGCGCGGACUCCGAACACAUCAAGGUAUCCCAUCAGGCAUACCAACCGGUACACGUCCAAGAUCACGAAGCAGAGUCAGUACGAGUUCGACCGAUGAAGUGUUGACUAGGCCUGCUAGUGUAGCAGGAACCCCUAUACGCCCAUUGAAUAGAGCUAGCACGCAAAUUGGAACGAAAACCUCCAACAUAAUUUCACCUAACAAGAAGACCAAAAGUGGCGUUCCUGAGGCAACGAAUAGUAAAAUAGCAAGUUCUAAAGUUACAUCUCCGGCACGUGCAUCAUCCACAAGAAUUACCUCACCCUCGCGCGGACUCCGAUCACCACAAGCUAUCACAUCGGGUAUACCAACUGGUUCUCGUCCAAGAACACAAAGCAGAAUCAGUACAAGUUCGACUAACGAAGGGUUGACUAGACCUGCUAGUGUGGCAGGAACUCCUGUACGCUCAUUGAAUAGAGCUAGCACACAAAUUGGGACUACAAAAACUUCUAGUACCAUUUCACCAAUUAGGAAGACUAAAAGCGGUGUUCCCGGUGCAACGAAUAGCAAAAUAGCAAGUGUUAAAGUUACAUCUUCAACACGUACAUCAUCAACAUCAACAACUGCAUCUGGAUCAAAAAGUCUUCGCAUACGAGAUUAA